Molecule: messenger RNA, 639 nt
Organism: Aspergillus lentulus
Lineage: Eukaryota; Fungi; Ascomycota; Eurotiomycetes; Eurotiales; Aspergillaceae
Product: GNAT family N-acetyltransferase
Molecular function (GO): acyltransferase activity, transferring groups other than amino-acyl groups
Source: RefSeq, a predicted model, not a curated record
AUGGUAUUCACGCUUGAUACAGCCACGGAAGCAGAUGCUCCUCGCAUCGCCGAUAUUCACAUGGCGGCAUUUCACACCAAUGGCAUGCUGCUGGCCCAGUUUCCCACGCCGGCCGUGCGAAAGGGGCUAUGGACGUCGCUAGUCGACAAAGUCAUCAAAGAGAUUCGGGAUCCGCAAUGGGAGGUACUAGUGGUUAGAGAGGAUGAUGAUCGAGUUGUCAGCUUUGCCAAAUGGUGCCGUCCUGUUUCUGAGUCGGCGGUAUAUGAGGAAGAGCCAUGGGUAUGGCCUGAAGGCACCAAUAUGGCUAUCUUGAACGCUUGGACAGAGAAGGUUGAGCAGGCAGCAGACAAAAUAAUGGGAAAGACGCCAUGCUAUCGCCUUAGCUUUAUUGCGACUGACCCAUCUUAUGCCCUGCGUGGAGCAGGGUCCCUGUUGGUCAAUUGGGGAAUUGAACGCAGCAAGAAAGAGAAUCUUCCUAUUGCCUUGGAAAGUACACUAGACGCUGUACCAUUCUACCAAAGCUUUGGAUUUCAAGCAGAGGCGCGUAUCUCCAUGCCACUGGAAGGCGUCGGAAAGGAUGGUGAAACAAUCCUGUACGAGGAAGAAUGUCUUGUAUAUAGACCUAAGACUAGACUAUAA